UUACAUAUUCAUUUGCACACGAUUCUGAUAUUUUUUUAAAAGCAUCAUCGUAAGUACUUCGUUAAAUAAAUUUUUUCAAUUAUUAAAACAUUUAUGAAAAAUUCGUACGCUUCGGGCAAAGUAAAAUAAAAAUCUCAUUUAUUAUUCUUUUAUUGUAAGUUUUUAUUAAACUUUCAAUUAAAAAUAACGUAAAUUCAAAAGUUCCACGGUUAUGUACUAUCAAUUUAAUAAAUCUUUCCAAAACUUUUGUGCGCAACCUCUGUACGAAUCCAGUGGUUCUCAUUGAAUUUUCUAACGACAUCUUUAACGCUUCUAUCGAAUAUAAAAAAUAUUAUUAUCGAAAUAUACGGAUAUUUAAUUAUAUUUGAGAGAUUGAUGUAAAUCGUUUUGAAAGUAUUUUAUUAUUCUCUUUAUUAGAUAAUAUUUAGAUUAUAGUAUAUAUAGGUCAAGGCGAGUAUAUAAUAAGUAUAUUUAGAUCGAAAUAACGAUUUCAUUCACAUUUGAGAUUACUUUUUGUCUCAUCAUUAUAGCGGAAUAUUAUCGUUAUUAUUUCACAUCGUCGUUACUACGUCGAUAUUACGUAACUGGCUGUUCCUAACAAUCAAAAAAAUCUGAGCGAACAACUGAUGAACGGUCUUUCCGUCAAACGUAUAUAUACUUAUCUACAUAGACGCUUUCUAACAGCGUAGUUAGCGUCAUUCAGUGUUUCUCUUUCGAAGGCAAGUUCUAUCGAUAAAAUUUUUGAGGUCACGUUUUUCUCUACGCCAUUGAACGAACGAAGUGAACUCUUGACGAUUAAGUAGUAGGUGGUGCUAGAACGGUGAACAUGGAUAAAGAAAGUUUUGAAUUUUCCAUCGAUCGUGGCGGCACCUUCACUGACGUCUACGCGAGAUGUCCUAGCGGGAAAAUUAGAGUUAUGAAAUUAUUAUCCGUUGAUCCUGCUAAUUACGAGGACGCACCUCGCGAAGGAAUUCGUAGGAUACUCGAACAGGAAACUGGAGUGAAAAUGAAUGGUGAAGUGGAUACUUCUAAGAUAGCUUGGAUUCGAAUGGGAACGACGGUAGCUACGAACGCGUUAUUAGAACGCAAAGGUGCUAAAAUGGCCUUAUUGAUAAAUGAAGGUUUCAAGGAUCUUCUUUUUAUUGGCAAUCAAGCGAGACCAAACAUUUUUGAUUUAGAAAUAGUGACACCAGAAGUUUUGUAUGAGAGAGUAGUUGAAGUAAGGUGCAGAGUGAUACCAGCAUUGCCAGGAAGAUGUCAACUCGUUAAAGAUUCUUGGAGAAAAGUGAAAGGUUCUACAGGAGAAGAUUUAUAUGUAACGCAAGAAUUAAACGAAGAGAAAUUAAAAGAAGACUUGUUGGAAUUGAAACAAUUAGGAAUCGAAAGCAUCGCUGUAGUUUUGGCGCACAGUUACACAUAUGCUGAGCAUGAAAUCAGAGUUGGGGAAUUGGCUAAAGAAAUUGGAUUUUCUCAAAUAUCUCUUUCUCACCAAGUGAUGCCAAUGACUAGGAUCGUUUCACGAGGAUUUACGACUUGUGCUGAUGCUUAUUUGACACCGCACAUCAAACAAUAUCUGCAGGGAUUUUCCUCGAGAUUUAAAGACAAUUUGAAAGGUGUUAACGUUUUAUUCAUGCAAAGCGAUGGUGGAUUAACUCCUAUGAAUUCAUUUAACGGAUCACGAGCCAUAUUGUCUGGUCCAGCUGGCGGUGUCGUUGGAUAUGCCAUGACAACUUAUGGUAAAGAAACUGAUUUACCUGUAAUCGGCUUCGAUAUGGGAGGAACUUCAACUGAUGUCAGUCGUUAUGGUGGAAGUUAUGAACACGUUUACGAAAGCACCACGGCUGGUGUAACGAUACAAGCGGCUCAGUUGGACGUGAAUACUGUUGCGGCUGGAGGCGGAUCGAUGCUUUUCUUCAGGUCAGGUCUUUUCGAAGUAGGACCUGAAAGUGCUGGAGCCCAUCCAGGACCUGCUUGUUAUAAGAAAAACGGUCCGUUGGCAGUAACUGAUGCAAAUUUAGCCUUGGGUCGGCUACUUCCUGAAUAUUUCCCACAGAUUUUUGGUCCUAACGAGAACGAACCCUUGGAUAAAUUUCGGACGAUGGAAGCUUUUGAGAAACUAACAAAUGAGAUCAAUGAGUUUUUGAUAAAUGAAGGUUUAAGAUCAGAAUUCGAUAAAAUGACGAUCGAAGAAGUUGCAAUGGGAUUUAUAAAAGUAGCUAAUGAAACUAUGUGUCGACCAAUUCGUGCUCUAACACAGGUAUUAUUUUUUAAGGCUAAGGGCUAUGAUACAUCACGUCACGUUUUAGCGUGUUUUGGUGGUGCUGGUGGUCAACAUGCAUGUGCUAUUGCUCGUUCACUCGGUAUGAGCACCGUUUUUGUUCACAAGUAUGCUGGAAUUUUGUCCGCAUAUGGUAUGGCUUUGGCAGAUGUUGUGGAAGAAGCACAGGAACCCAGUGCUGAGAUAUAUGAAAAAAAUUCUUUUCAACGAUUGGAUGAACGUUUAGAUAUUCUCGCAGCAAGAGCAAGAAAGAAAUUGGCUCAACAAGGUUUCGAUCAUUUUCAGAUACACGUAGAAUCAUUUUUACAUUUACGUUACGAAGGUACCGAUUGUGCUCUAAUGUGUUCACCAAAACUUGAUUCUGAAAAUUCUUUGGAUUCACCAAAACACGGCGAUUUUCUUACAACAUUCUUAGAACGAUAUCAAACAGAAUUUGGGUUCACUAUGCCUAAUCGAAAGAUUUUGAUAAAUGAUAUCAGAGUUCGUGGAACAGGAAGAACAACGAUAAUCGAGGAUAAAAUUCUACCUUCAUUCUCUAAACCUGCAAAACCAGAAAAAUUGUCUAUGGUGUACUUCGAAGGAGGAUAUCAAGACACUAAAAUUUUCCAAUUGAGUUCUCUUUUACCAGGACACGUUAUAGAAGGUCCUGCGAUUAUUAUGGACAGUUUAAGUACUCUGUUAAUAGAACCAGAUUGUACAGGAUUUAUUACUUCCAAAGGAGAUAUUAAAAUUACUAUUGGCAAAGGAAUUCGUACAAAAGUUACAACCGAUUUGGACACCAUUCAACUUAGUAUUUUUUCUCAUCGUUUCAUGAGUAUCGCCGAACAAAUGGGAAGAAUUUUACAAAGAACGUCUAUCUCGACGAACAUCAAAGAAAGAUUAGACUUUUCUUGCGCUGUGUUUGGUCCAGAUGGUGGUCUUGUUUCGAACGCUCCACAUAUACCAGUUCACUUGGGUGCUAUGCAAGAAACAGUUCAGUAUCAAAUGAAAGCUUUUAAAGGCAAAUUUACACGAGGUGAUGUGAUACUUUCUAAUCAUCCUUCGGCUGGUGGUUCUCAUCUUCCAGAUCUCACUGUAAUAACACCUGUAUUUUAUAGAGAUAUGGAACAACCGGUAUUCUUUGUAGCCAGUCGGGGUCAUCAUGCUGAUAUAGGUGGAAUAACACCUGGUUCGAUGCCACCACAUUCGACCAUGUUGAUUCAAGAAGGUGCAACGUUUAAGAGCUUUUUACUCGUUCACAAAGGUGUUUUUCGGGAGAAAGAAUUAACCGAGGCUUUGAUGGAACCUGGUAAGAUUCCAGGAAAUUCAGGCACCAGAAAUCUUUCUGAUAAUUUGAGCGAUCUCAAAGCACAAAUAGCUGCUAACCACAGAGGAACACAAUUAGUGAAUGAACUGAUCGAUAUUUAUGGCCUUGACGUUGUUCAAGCGUACAUGGGUCACAUUCAACAAAACGCCGAACUUGCUGUUAGAGAUAUGCUGAAGUUGGUCGGUAAUAAAGUACUUCGGGAUAGUGGGAGUAGCAGCGUCACUGCCGUCGAUUAUCUCGACGAUGGUAGCCGGAUUAAGUUGCGAUUAGACUUUGACGUUGAGAAGGGUGAAGCAGUUUGUGAUUUCACUGGCACUGGAUACGAAGUUUGGGGUAAUUGCAAUGCACCGCGUGCUGUAACACUUUCAGCACUUAUUUAUUGUCUCAGAUCUAUCGUUGGACGUGACGUACCGUUGAAUCAAGGAUGUUUGAAACCUGUCAGAGUUAUUAUUCCCAAGGGUUCUCUUCUGGAUCCCUCUGAGGAAGCUGCUGUGGUCGGUGGUAAUGUUUUGACCUCUCAACGAGUCGUUGAUGUUGUUCUGCAAGCUUUCGGAGCUUGUGCAGCUUCUCAAGGAUGUAUGAACAAUAUAACACUUGGUACAGUCGAAUGGGGUUAUUACGAAACUGUUGCUGGUGGUAGUGGAGCUGGUCCAACAUGGGAUGGUAGAGGUGGCGUUCACACACACAUGACCAACACACGAAUUACUGAUCCAGAAAUAUUAGAACUACGUUAUCCGGUGAUACUAAACAAAUUUUCUCUUCGUCCUGGAACUGGUGGUGAGGGUGCACAUCGUGGUGGUGAUGGUGUCAUACGGGAAAUGACUUUCAGAGCGCCAAUGACGUUAUCUGUAUUAACUGAAAGACGAGUCCAUUGUCCUCCAGGCUUAGCGGGUGGUUCACCGGGUGCUCGUGGCAAAAAUACUCUCAGAAAGAUGGAUGGCAGAAUGAUCAGUUUAGGUCCGAAAACUGCGGUGCCUGUUCACGCUGGGGAUAGCUUCAUCUUAGAAACACCUGGUGGAGGUGGUUAUGGUUCCCAUGAUACAAAGCAGCCAUUUUUUACGAGGGCAGCAUCUCGAACGUUCCUGGAACGUGGAAGCGUUUUCGAGUAUAGAAAAGCUCAGGAAUCUGUAUAACGCAAAGUUAAGUCCUAGAAAAUCGAUUUAAUCUAUUCGUUACAUCACUGGUUCCGAGUUACUCAUCGUUUAACGCUUCUUCGUAUCAAAUGUGCGUGUAUGUAUCUAUGAAAGUUUAUAUAGCUAGCUAAGAGAAUUUAGUAAUAGUUACUUACGAAGUAUGCACCUGGAAGGAAGAGGAAAGUGGGAGAGAGGGAUUAUCGGUAGUUUGAUACACUUGAAAGGAUAUCUCAACGUAUACGACAGGUUUAGGAAGUUUAGUUUAACUUUGAUAGGAAGAAUGUGUCGUUCUGGAUAGAUAAUAAAUUUCAAAGAAAAUUA
This is a messenger RNA of Vespa crabro (European hornet), 5038 nucleotides long. RefSeq names its product 5-oxoprolinase. Gene Ontology annotation, cellular component: cytosol. Gene Ontology annotation, molecular function: 5-oxoprolinase (ATP-hydrolyzing) activity. Gene Ontology annotation, biological process: glutathione metabolic process. Bases 827 to 4717 code for a protein of 1296 amino acids. The record is from RefSeq and is a predicted model, not a curated record. NCBI's taxonomy places the organism in Eukaryota, Metazoa, Arthropoda, Insecta, Hymenoptera, Vespidae. The transcript is spliced from 22 exons.